AUGAACUUCUACCCCGUUCCCCCCGUGAUCCAGGCCGAGGUAUUCGUGCGGAUUCCUGAUGCGUUGAGAUGCACGGGACAACCUACCGACUGGAGAGGUGGAUCAAGCAGUCCGCCAUCGGAAAUCUUCCUUGAGGGGCCUACCUACCUCAACAACGGGGACCUAUACGUUACCGAUAUUCCGUAUGGUCGGAUUUUGAAAAUCGAUGCGCGAAAGCAGGUGACUGAGUGUGUUCGUUAUGAUGGGGAGCCAAAUGGACUCGUCGUGCGUGAGGAUGGAAUUAUGAUUGUCGCCGACUACAAGCAGGGCCUUUUGCUGUUUGAUCCGGUCGCAAAGACCAUUUCACUCUUUCUGACACGUCGGAAUUUGGAGCGUUUCAAAGGUCCCAACGAUCUGAUCAUUUCUUCCAAAAAUGAGAUUUAUUUCACGGAUCAAGGGCAGACGGGCAUGACUGAUCAAACUGGUCGAGUGUAUCGACUUUGCCCUGAUGGUAAGCUGGAUUGCCUCGUUGACAACGGUAUAUCUCCCAACGGCAUUGCCUUGUCCCCGGAUGAGCGUUUCUUAUACGUGGCUAUGACUCGUUCCAACUCUGUCUGGCGACUGCCUCUCCACGCUGAUGGCUCCACCUCAAAAGCGGGGUUGUUCUUCCAAUCUUUCGGUUGUGCUGGACCAGAUGGACUGGCUGUGGAUGAAGAGGGAAGUUUGUUUAUCUGCCAUCCCAGUCUUGGGUCUGUCUUUGUAGUUGAUGCAGAUGGGGUGCCGAAAGCUCGGAUUGUCACUGCGCCUGAAGGAGGAAAGAAUCUGACGAAUUGUACCUUUGGGGGAGAGGAUGGGAAGACGAUCUAUAUUACAGAUAGUAUGAAGGGUAAUAUUCAGUGUGUGAGGUGGCACUGCAGGGGUGCACUGAGACCUCAUUAA
This is a messenger RNA of Penicillium daleae, 918 nucleotides long. Its product is annotated as SMP-30/gluconolactonase/LRE family protein. The record is from RefSeq and is a predicted model, not a curated record. Bases 1 to 918 code for a protein of 305 amino acids. NCBI's taxonomy places the organism in Eukaryota, Fungi, Ascomycota, Eurotiomycetes, Eurotiales, Aspergillaceae. The transcript is spliced from 2 exons.